This is a messenger RNA of Hirsutella rhossiliensis, 630 nucleotides long. RefSeq lists its product as uncharacterized. The coding region runs from base 1 to 630 and encodes 209 amino acids. The record is from RefSeq and is a predicted model, not a curated record. The transcript is spliced from 2 exons. Lineage: Eukaryota; Fungi; Ascomycota; Sordariomycetes; Hypocreales; Ophiocordycipitaceae.
AUGUGCUUUACCACCGACCAGUUCCCGGAGCAGGCUUCCGACCUUCUCCUCGUCAACAAAAUCAACCACUCCCUCGGCUUGGAGAAGGAGCGUCUCUACGUGGGCCUCUAUGUCCGCGGCAGCGCCCCAAAAAUGCCCCGAGGAGAAGACGAGUACCACUGGGCCUUUCUUGCCGGCCCCAAGCAGCAUCCCAAAUCUGGAAGCAGGCACAUCAUGUACCACGCAAAGGAAAGGUUGGUCAUGUCGGGCAACCCGCCGCAGCUCAGGCCGGAAUGGCAGUACGUCAACGACUCGGACCGAGCAGCCAUGCUCCUCGUCCGCAUCGUCGUGGGCAAAAUCAUGGAUCGCGACCACCUCGAGCAAAUCUUGCGCAAUGUCCCGCUGCGAACAGACGACCCGGACUGGAACUGCGUGCUCUGGAUGGAGGAUGCUUUCCAAAGGGUCUUGGACGACGGCCAGGCCCUUGCCUCGAGUGUCAGGGAUUGGGAAUCUGUCCGUUGCAAGGCCAUGUGGUACGUCAGUCACAAGAAAGCGGCUCACCGGUUUGACGGCAAAGACAGCAACAUUGUCUUGGACCCCAUGAAACCGGCGACGUGGGACAUGCUCCGAAACAUGGAGGUGACACCAUAG